This is a messenger RNA of Anas platyrhynchos (mallard), 3555 nucleotides long. RefSeq names its product translocase of outer mitochondrial membrane 20 (gene TOMM20). NCBI's taxonomy places the organism in Eukaryota, Metazoa, Chordata, Aves, Anseriformes, Anatidae. Gene Ontology annotation, biological process: tRNA import into mitochondrion; intracellular protein transport; protein import into mitochondrial matrix. The record is from RefSeq and is a predicted model, not a curated record. Gene Ontology annotation, molecular function: transmembrane protein transporter activity. Gene Ontology annotation, cellular component: mitochondrial outer membrane translocase complex.
GCGCGUCGGAAGCGCGUCGCGGCGUCGCCUUCCGCUGCCCGCCCGGCCCAAGGUGCCUGCGGAGCUCGGCGGCGCCGCGGGGCCGUCGGUGGGCGCCGCGCGCCAUGAUGGUGGGCAGGACCAGCGCCAUCGCCGCGGGGCUGUGCGGGGCGCUCUUCAUCGGGUACUGCAUCUACUUCGACCGCAAGCGGCGCAGCGACCCCAACUUCAAGAGCCGCCUGCGGGAGCGAAGGAAGAAACAGAAGCUUGCCAAAGAGAGAGCAGGGCUUUCCAAGUUGCCUGAUCUGAAAGAUGCUGAAGCAGUUCAGAAGUUUUUCCUUGAGGAGAUCCAGCUUGGCGAGGAACUACUAGCUCAAGGUGAAUAUGAGAAAGGUGUUGAUCACUUGACCAAUGCCAUUGCUGUGUGUGGACAGCCGCAGCAGCUACUACAAGUUUUACAGCAGACUCUUCCACCACCAGUGUUUCAAAUGCUUCUAACUAAGCUCCCUACAAUAAGCCAGAGAAUUGUAAGUGCACAGUGCUUGGCUGAAGAUGAUGUUGAAUGAGGUCUCACCACAACAGGGGAAAAAAGUGUUUUCUUACCCCAGAAGAUGAGCAUCAGUAGGGGGAUAAAGGGGCAAACAUAGUAGUUAAUGGACUGUGUACCACAUCGGGUUCUACCAGAGUUAAAAAUAACUUUGUGUAGGUGGGUUUCGCAGGAUUUUAUUUAUUACCCCAGUGAAAAGUGUAUUUUGAUAAGAAUUCAUUUUAUAAAUACACUGUGUUGAGUUAUCAAAGUAUCACUAACUUCGUUAUUAAAUAUGCAGUUGUAAUGUUGUACAUAUAAAGACAUAAAACUACAACCUAUUGAAAACCCAAUGCUCAUUUUUGAAAAACAAACAAACAAACAAAAAGUUAUGGCAAUAAAGAUUUAUCUGCACUUGUGUGUCCCUAUAGUACUACUUUAAAUUUCAGAACAUUUGGGUGUCAGAGCAAACGAUCUCAAAAUGACUUAACAUUAAAAUUUAUUUUUAAUGUUAUGGCUGGUCUUCCAAUGCUUUUAAUUAAAAACCUCAUGUAAUUUCUCAAAAAAAAAAAAGAAAAAAUAGGUGUGUGGUCAUUUAAGCUGUAGCUGGUCACUUUAAAAAGAGAUGAAAUCAGAAUGGUACUAGGUGACUGGCUGCAGAAAGAAUGACACAUCUGUUUGUCAGGUACAAUAACACCUGUUGUGAUGCAAGGCAAAACUGUAUCUGCCAAACAGGAAAGCUCUGUUAGUGCAGGUGUCUGAAAUAAAGCUGCUAGGAGUAGAACCUUGGACAGAUUUUAAGAGCACAACAAUUGGUUUGUGGAGAACCAGAAACAUUUUAUAAGAUAAUUAACAUUUCAAUCCCUAGUUUUCAAGACCAUAGAAGAUGGUUGUUAACAGUCUUUGCCACUUGCCUUUAAAAUUUUUGGACUGAUACAAGUAAUGCAGGUAAGAUGUUGAUAUCCCCAGGCUAAACUAGCUAAAGCUAGUGGAAUUAGAAACCUGUAAAAUGUCAGUACACAGUGAAAAGGAGGCAAAUAAUGUGUAGCCUCAAAUGUGCUUUCAAAAGAUUACUUCUGCUCAUUUUCCAUGGGUAGGAUGCAAAUGUAAAUCUGCAUGUAAAUUUCAAAUGAAAACAGACUAUCUUCUACCGUUUUCUGGUUUGUCUAUGGCCACUCAAGUGGCAGAAGAAACAAUUAAGAAUGUAGCUUUACACUUCAGCACGGUGACUUAUGCUUUAGGGUGUUUGUCUUACAGACCAGCUGAUAGUUUGUGAUUGUGAUGUCAAUACAAUACUAGCAAGGUACUAGAUGGCAUAGUCCAAACAGAAGCGAUACUCUGAAUGCACUUUAGCUAACGUUCCUGUUUAUUUCUGUCUCAUUUCAGCCUGCUUUAAGUUUCUAUAAAAGCAGAUUCUUCCAAAACAGGCCUUAAAGUUUCAGAAGUUGCUUAUUACAGAAUUUUUGAGAGGUUAAAUGGAGGAUAGUUCAUGGUUAUCUAGCAGUAAGACAGCAGAGUUUAGGAGUGCAAAUGACUUUUGCUGAGUCUGUCAGAUUGGACAAUUGAAUUUGUUACGGAGAUAUUUCACCACUAACCCCGUGAAAAUAGAGUGUCCCAAGAUUUGAGCUGCUGUUGAAAAUUUCUGUAGUGGGACAAAUACUGAGGCUGAUGGCUUGUAUGAACAAAAACUUUUAGCUGUAAUUCAGUCUUUUUGUUGUGCUUGAGUUCAGGUAGCAUAAGGUAGAGGUAAAACUUAGUAGCCGUAAUCUUUGGAUGACAAUGACUGUUUUCCUUUUUUCCUUGGUUUAGAGGGACAAAGUUAUUCUGCACCUAAAAUAUGUAAUAAAAAACAUAAGUUGCAGUAGGUUCUGUGUUUAUGGGGAGCAUUUGGGCUUUUUGGAGGAGUUUGCCUUUUACUUCUUAAUUUAAAGGGUUAGGAAAAAUUCGUAGAUUACUGCUGUCAGAACUGUUCCCAUAUUUACCUGCUGUCCUUGCUGGUGGUGGUCAUUUCAGUGUAAUAUCUUUUUGGUUCGCCUUUUAACCUCAAGGUAAAUCAAGCUGCCUUAAAACCCAAACAGUGUAAGAUACCCUUCCUUCAAACCUGAAUAGCUUUCUACACUCUGGUAUAACGUUGCCAGUUUGAACUCACAGUUUAGCUUACAGCAGUGCUUUCCUGAGCUAAGUGUAUUUUAGCAAAUCUGUGUGUCAGUUCUUUGAUUUUGAUGGAAGACUUUUGUGUUUGCAAAUGUUCAUCGCUUUAAUAAUUGUUUUAGACACCCAUGUUACUCUAAACCUUUUUAGUUUUCUUGAUCCUGGAAAGUUAGAUAUUGUAGGUAACAUAGAUUUAAAUGAAGCCUUAAGAAGUACAGAUCCAGUCACAAACCUUAUAAUCCAAAAGCACUUGCUUAGUAAGCUAAUAGAAGCUCUGACACCUGAUUUGAGUGCCUUGUCUAGUAGGGUGGGAAUGUUGAAUCCUUUUAAGAAGGCUUAACAUACAUAUAUAUAUUUUUUUUUCCAAAAUCUGUUGAGCUAAAACUUUACAAACUGUGAAGACUUGAAGAUACUGUCUAGAAUGGGAGUUUGCUGUUUCUCCAGCAAUGACGGGCUGCCACUGGUGUCGCUGGCAUGCACAGCCCGCAGAUGGAGGAGGCUGUAACUUAGGACUGGUUGCAGGCAUAAGAGAAGGAGCCGGUCGUUGGAGGUGCAGUGGUACUGAUGGGUGUUGCUGCAUCACUGAUAGCAAUGCUGUUGCAUUUAGCUGUGCAUAAUAAGACUCUUUCUUUUUGCCUGUGCAAAUUAAAAAAUGUGGACGUGAACUGUUGCAGGAUUUGCUGCUGGUGAGCUCAGAGUUCCUGGUGCUAAUAUCUGUAAUCUUCACUGCAGGUAAAGCUACAAUUCUUUGUCCCAGAGAAGAGCCAUCCUCCAUUCUGUGCCUCUCCCCUUAGAGGAUUCCUCGUAAAGGAGAUCAGAGGUCUGUUAGUUUUAUGUUGGAAGUCUCCUGUCAUCAGUUAUGAGCUUCUCAGGCAGCUUUUAUAGCCAAAAAAAAAAAA